AUGUCCCACAACUGUCGGUUUGGCAGGGGAUUUGACUCAAUCAGCUGCCAUUUGAAUCCACUUCAAAUGCACCUCUCCAGUCCUGCUCCGACCUACUCCCCAGGCUGCAGGUGGGAGGGAGCAGAAAGAAAAAAAUCAAAAGUCACCCUUCUUUGGUCUCCGCUCGUGGCAGACGCGCAGCUGGUUGGGUUCAGAGCAGGAGGUGCAGGAGGAAAGCCGGAGCCCUUAGCUUCUCUGGCGGGGACAGGGGAGUCCCUCUCCGGUCCCCGUGCCCACUCGGCCGCGCUGCGGUGGGGAGGAGGCGAGGAGGGUGCGGGUGGGACUCGAGUGGCGCUCGGAGCGCGCGGUGGCGGCGCGGCUGUCUCUUUAAGCGCUCCAGAGGGGCCGAGGCCGGAGGGCGGCUCGCGCGUUUCCAUGGCACCGGGGCUGCGGGGGCCGCGGGCCGCGGCAGGGGCGGGCGCCGCUCCAGUCUCUCCCCGCGGAGCUGGGCCUCGCAGCUCGCCGGCCGCCGCGCCUCGGGGACUCGCUGCUGCUCCUGCGCGCCCCGCCUCCCAGGCGGCCUGGGUGGAGCUGCCCACGCGCCCUCCUCGCGGAGACGCACCUCGCGGGCCCCGGAGCGAGCCCCGCGCUCCAACUUCUGCCCGACGAGCCCAACUUCUGCGCCCGCGUCGGACUUGCGGGUUCCCAGCCGCGCGGUGCGCAGUGGGGCGGUGGCCGGCGCGACCGGCCUUGCGGAGACGACCUCGCGACCGCGGCGCUCGCGCUGCUGCGGCCGGGUGGCCGCCGGGAAGCGCCCUGCAGCUCCAGCCGGGCAUGCUAAAUGUUUCCAAAGAACAGCAGCUGAGUGUGGUGGGACCCACCCAGCCAUGUGUCCGGUAUUCACACACAUGGUCAAGUUUUGGAAAUGAGGCUGUACACACCGAGGCUGCUGUGCUGGUUAUGAAAGAAGGACUGGGUGCUGCGCCGUGUAUAGACAGACGCACAGCCCUGAGCGAGCGGCAGACAGUUCACAGAUGCUUCUCUGGAUGGAGCCAAUGGGAUGAUGAACCGGGAUGCCUACUCUCUAUCUUUUCUGUGGGGAGUCAUUCUGAUGGAAGGAAGUGCUCAGAUGGUGAAGUCCACCUGUGCCAAUAUGCACAGGGAUUCCAUGGAUCCUGCCGUCAGUAUGGGUCUUGCUGUGGAGCCCAAGCUGGCCUCGACCUUACUGUAAGCCUCCUGCCACAACUUCCCGAGUUCUGGGAUUACAGCAAAGCGUGAAUGACCAGGACACCUAGACCAGAGACCGCCCUGUGUUACCCAGCCAGAUGAAACCUUCUGAAAAUGUAUUUACUCACUGGGGCGGUGACAGCCUGUCCGGCAAAAAUAAUUGAUAUCCUUUCUGGUUAUUAGAAAAAGAGAACAAUGAAACAAGACCUUUCUCCUACCUUCAAAGAUGAAUACAGUGGGAAAAAAAGAAUUGGCAUUAAAUUAAGGUUUCCUUUUAGGCACAUCUAUCCAGUGACACAUUCUUGUAUAAUUAUAGGAAUUCUUUGCCUCAUUGGGGUCAAUAACCUAGUCUGGUGUAAUAUUUUCAAAUAUUUCUGCCAUGAAAGGUAUAUUCUUCUCUUGAGCUAAAGUAAAAUAUAUCUGAAAAUAAGCAAAUUCAUAUGAUAUUGUAUUUCCCUGAAAUGCUACGUAUAUCACAUAUAGUAGUGUGACUUUUAUAAUUCAGCUUAAUAUAAACAAAAAACCUUUUCUAAAUAAAUGUUCAUUUACUUCUGAAUGAAAUUUGAGUGGCUGGUGCAAGGAUAUAUAAGUUAAGUGAUUGUGAGAAAACCUGGACCUACUUUUGGAAGUUUUAUUUUUAACCUGCAUAAAAUAAGUAAAGGAAUAGUACUUACUUAAUAGAACUCUCUGUUCUGAGGCUUCUCUGCAGUGAUGUGUAAGGAAUUAUAUAAGUAAUUCUAAUUAUUGUGGAUUACCUUUAUAGAAUUGUGGCUUUGCUUCUUAUUUGUACAAAGCACAUGUAGGCAAAAAUUAGUCUAUUCUAAAAGAGGAUCUGUCAGUUAUGCUGUAAAAAAAUUAACACCUGGUUGUUAUUAUUAUAUUAAUUACUUAUUUUCAAAAGGUUGCAACCAAGGCUGAGAAAAGGUUCUUUUAAGCACCACUAGCCAUUCAUGGUGGAACACGCCUGUCAUCCCAGGAUUUGGGAGGCUGAGGCAGGAGGGUUACCGCGAGUUCAAGGCCAGUUUGAAUUAAAGACUGUCUCAAAAAAUUUUUUUAAAAAGAAUUUUAAAAGCAUCACUGUUUUCAUAAGAAUAUUUACAACAUUAAUUUCUUAAAUUUUUUCAUAAAUGCUUUUUCCUUCUUGUACUGUUAUACCAUCAAAAUCAAAUUAUUAUCUAUAAAUAUAUUAAUAUAUAUAUUUUCUUGGUUCCUGAAAUGUCAUCACAGGGCAAUGUUACUCGUUUUAAAACUCUGUAAAGUAAGGGUAUUCACUGUAGUAGAAAGGUGGAUUAAUCCACGGCAGUCCCAGGAACCAGAAACUGAGCCACUUUGCCAAAUUCCAUAUUACUCAGAAAUAUCCCUGUUUCUAAAGCAAAGCAUUCUGCUGUACAUAAAUCAAUCUGUGGCAGAUCCCAUCUGAUCACAGCGUUGUUGUGAGGCAUCUGUAAAAGUCAUGCUUUGCUGACCUAAUGGACUCUCUGUCUUCAGGGAAGAAGAAAAUCGGUUGUUUCUGUAGGUUAUAAAGUUCCAAGCCAUUGCUUCCCACCUGAGUGAAUUAAUUCCAUUAUAGUGAUUGUUUCCAUAGUUAACAAGUAACUUGUCAGAGGGCUAACUGUCCAUGUCUGUUCUCCAAGCCAUUAGGCAAUAAAUUGGAUAUAAUGUGUAAUUUUCGUUUUUGAAAUAAUGAAAUAUAUUAUGUUAAAUCCUCUACACUCAAAUCUUCUUCAGCAAACCCAUACAAUUUCAUGUUUCUGAUCGUUGAAAACUACAAAAACUCCCGCUUUUCAAGAGAAACUCCAUUUUCCAUCUAGGCUUAUUGCCCGGCUCCUUUAAGAAUGUUUGACCUUGGGGAAGGAGACAUGGAGAGCGUAUUUUUACUUGAUUUCCUGCACAUUUUCUCAAAUCUGCCCUUGAAUCUUUUAACUCUUCACUAAACGUGUGAUUCUUAAUGAAUCUAAAGAGAUUCAGAAUUUUGCUAAAUGUUAUAUAUUAUUGUAAUUAUUCCAUGGAUAGCGAUUCUAACCUUAAGGAUAAAUAUUAUAAAUCAUAAAUUAAUUAAAACAAUGAAUACUGAGAAACAGUGAUUUUAAAAAUAAAGUGUGUUAAAAUAUUACAUCAUUUUCUUUACAUUUUAACAUGUAAAAUAUAUUGCCAUAUUAUCUCACCAUUUUUCAUUUUUUUGCCUCGUUAUUGAAUUUAGCACUAAUUCUCUGAAUUGAAAAAAUUGAAGUAAAAAGGGUGACCAGCCCUGACUAGUUAAUGACAAAACAAAGGUAAGAGCACAGACGUACUUAAAACACCAUCUCCUCUGGUAUCUAGUGGCAGUAAUGCAUGGGUACUUUAUCAGAUUUUUUAUCUAAUAAAUCAAGCUCCUUCCUCAAUAAUUGUGACAUUUGUUGCUUUCAGAUAACAUGAACAAUUCAUGCCACCAAGCAAAUAAUAGCAGGCCUGUUUACUCCCUGCCAAACUGUCAGAUACGGAAUCUGCCCUGAUGUAGGUACAGGCACUGGUGCUACUACAUGAAAAAUGUGAAGGAAGGUGUUUUCUUUAACAAUAACCAGAGAUUUCAUUUGGCAUGUCAUUUACAUAUAAGACAGUACUAUCAAACUGUGAAGCAGCUACCAUAUUGCCAGUCAUAGUUCACUACAUUGUUGUUUUUCUUCUUUAAGAGAACGGUAUAACCUCUAUCAUUGCAAAUUCUCAAAAUGAAUUAUCACUGAAAAAGCUACAUUAUUUUCAAUCAACAUGUCACCAACCGUUUCCAUCUCUUGUUUUCAUGGAGAAAUUGUGUUUCCAGUACAAAAGCCACAAUGAAGACUUUACGUAGAAGCCAACAUUAAAAUGAUGCCAACAGGCAGAUGGAAACCAAGUUAGAACGAGAAAAUUGUGAGCCAGUUCCCUAGCUGUGGCUUUAACCUGGUUUUACCCUGAUUUCACUGUCCUUAUUGCUGGGAUUCCAGUUGUUUAUAAACUGAAUUCCCAUGUAGUUAUCUUGCUGACACUAUAAAAUGGCAUAUGAUGUUUUGUGUUAAGUCAAUCAAUGCCUUGUGCCACUCCUGUAUUUAUUUUGAGUUUUCAGUCCUCGUGCUUUCCUCCUUCUUCUGAUAUUUUCUUCUGCUGCUCUUCUGAAAAUCACCUGGCCAUGAAGCAGAGCUUCUUUUCAGCAGCUGACAGGUUGUCACUGAGGCCUACCAACCAAUUCACACCCCAGGGGACUCUGCCCUGGGAAGAGGUUUGCUAUCACUUCACUGACACCCUGGUUAGCUUAGAAGUUACUCCUCGUAUUUGGACUUCUUCAAGGUAAUCCUUAAAUAUGAAAAAUAACUGGUUGUUUUGAGCUUAUACUUGAAAAUGAAACAAGCAAUAAAACAAGUUCAUUUCAAUUGGAGAAAUAGUCUGUUUCAAAAGAUCAGUGGAUGAAUUUUCUGACUCCAUAACUUAAAAUCCUUUGAAUAAGGUCCCCAAUAAGAAACUAUUUACAGCAUGACUUUUUGUUCACUCUUUGAAAACAAGGUUAUCCCUAUUACAUAGAAUUAUCAAAGUAUGAUUUCUUCAAUUUCAAAAUAUGAUUAUCAUAUGUGAUGGUUUAUAUUUCAACUUUACUGGGUCAAUGAAUCCUGCCUAACUGGAAAAUAAUAUGUCUAUGUGUAUGUAAGAAUAUUUUUGAAAAAAGUAGCAUUUGAGUUAGCAGAAGAUUUCACGAGAUCUGUUGCCUGCAGUAUAGCAAUGUAGGUAGGCAUCAACCAUCCAAUCUUUCAUCUCCCUCCCUCCGCCCAUCUCCCUCCUUGAUGGUCUUCCUCCCCCUUCUAGAACUGGCACAUCCGUUUCCUCUUGUCUUUGUAUUUCAGAGCUACUGGUUUUCAGGCAUUCAGACUCAAGAGGCUUACACCAGCACCAACCAUCUCCUACUUUCCACUCCCCCCAGUUUCAGGUUGUGAAAUUGGUCUUCUUUAUACCACUGGCUGUCAUGAGUCUCCAGCCAAUUUAUAAAUGCCACGUCAUGGGCUGCUCAGGUCCCAUAAUACCCUGAACCCAUUAUCAUAAUAUAUCUACUUUUGUAUAUGCUUCUGUGUAUUCUAUUAGUCAUGCUUCUGUGGAAAACUCUAGAACAUCAUAUAAAAAUAAGAUGAACAUAUCAAAGAUUUCAUUCAACUUAUUAAUGAAGAAUCAGAUAGGGUUUUCAGUUUUUAUUUUUUAUUAGCAUGUUUGCAUUACAUAAUGAUUAAAUUCCUUGUGGGAAUUGGUAAUACAUCUCAAUUUUUUUUAUCUUCUUUCCCUCCCCUCCUUUUCCUCUCCCUCCAUCUCUUGAUCACCUUCUCAUUUGAAAAACAUUAUCUACUUACUUCCUAUUAUCUUUUAUUUUGAUCUAUUACUUAUUUGUAUUUUGAGUUUGUCUUAUAAGAGAAACCGUGCAAUGUAUAACUUGUAUGUCUGAUUUAUUUCAUUUACUGUUGUGAUCUCAAUGCAUCCAUUUCCUAUAAAUGACUCGUUUAUCCUUCUUUAUUACAGAGUACUACUUCAUUGUGUUUAAACACUGAGUUUGCUUUAUCCAUCUAUCUAUUGAUGGAAAUACAGACUGCUUUCAAGAUUUAGCUAUUGUGAUUUUUGUGCUGCUGUCUACAUGGGUGUACAUGUAUCACUAUAAUAUGAUGUCAUUAAGUCUUUUGGAGAGAUACCUAGAAAAGGAGUAGCUGGUCAAAUGGAAUUUGAAGUUUUAUUUUGCGGAUUAUCAAUACUGAUUUUUAUAGUGGUUCUAUGUUCCCACUGAACCUAAAAGUGUUUCCUUUUUCCCUCAGUCUUGCCAGCCUUUUGUUAGUGUUUGAUGUUUUGGUAGUAGCCAUUCUUUCUGGAGUAAGAUGGAAUUUCAGAUUGAAUCUAGACCCAAAUAUUUCCAACAGAAUUUUAAGAAGAGUUAAAUGAUUGGAGCAUUGAGUACUUAUAAGCAAUUUAAUAAAGAAAUAUGAAGUUACAUUCAAAUAUUUCAAGGAAAAAGACACUAUGGUAACUACUAUUAAGUCGGGUUAUUUGGUGGUGAAGCGCUAGGUUGCUGAAACUGUCAUGCUUUGACCUGUAUUGUUAUGUUGUUAUGUCCUCUUUUAUCUCAAUCUCUCCCUUAUUCAUUAAAAAAAUUAGUUAUUUUUUAUGAUUUUUUUCAUUAAGGGAAAAAAUCAAAAAAAUUUGCAGGAUAUAUAAUAGUAACUUUUUUUGAUUUCCCAUUAACUUGAUUUGAAGUCCUGUAAUACUCCCACUAUCUUGUUUUGACUGAUUAGACUCUGUUCCGUUCUGUAUCAUAGUAUCCAGUUUGAGGGUAUAGGCAACUACUUUGAAGGCAAUAAGAUUCACUAUGAUGCCCAUUCUGGUUUGACUAUUAUCUUCUUUGGAAGUCCUGUAAUGUUUACAAGGUUUAGGUUUUAUUGAUCUUGUUCUCUACUGUUUUGUUCAACUUUAAAAUACCUAAUGAGAUAGACAAUUCUUUUUAAGGAAGCAAGAGGCAUUAUGGUAACCAUUGUUGAUAACUUUGUACUCUGUUUUAACAUCAUGUGCUAUGUCUAUCCUUGGUUUUGACUGACAGCUGUGUUUUGCCAUAUUUGACUUUAUUCUCUUCCAAAAAAAGUAAUAAGAACCAAGGAAUAAUAAAACCCAAAAUGUGUAAAUUUUGUUGUAAAAUAGAGAAAAAAAAGUGCUCUAAAGGAUACAACUGCAAGUAUCUUUAGGGGUGUUAAAUAGAUGACCAUAUUAAUGUUUUUGGUUGAAUCAUUGAACACAACUGUUUGCAGUCUCAAUGUUUGAAUGUCCACUUUGUAUGCUUUGAUACUGUGACUUGAGCAACUAUCUCUAAGAUGAUAAUAUGUAAUCUAUUAACUGGUGAUUUCUUACUGUUUUUUUUUUUUUGUGUAGUUCUGUAUUACUUGUACCCUUACACCGCUUUGUUUUGUCUUGUUUUUUCUCUUUUUCCUUUUAAAUAAAAUUUUUUAAAAAAGAUAAGAUUGUUAAAAAAAGAAAAAAAUCCUGAAGAAUGUGCAAAAUGACAAUCAACUGUGACUUGUAUCUUUCCUUUUGGACAAAAAGAUUUGCAUUUCUACUAAACAGAAAUCUACAGUUUAGCAGGUAAUUUCACUGGAUUCAGUCUCUUCAUUAGUACUGAGUCACACUUUAUUCAUAUUCCUCAAUAAUUCUUGGUUAGGCCUACAAUGCCCACAUAAAAUACUGAAAGACUAUAUAUCUUCCAAACUUGGUUGACUUUUUCUUAGUAGAAUGAAUGCAAAUAUUUUCUAUGACAUUCUAUCAUUUAUUACACAGUUCACCAAAUUAUUUUUAUAUAACCACCAGAGAUUAUGAUACAUUUUAUAUAAUUCUGUAGAUUUCUUUCUUUCUCAUGAGUGAAAACCUAACAAGAAUAGGUGGAAAAGAAGGAGGAAGAGUAACUAAGGAGCUCUAAGGGAGGGAAGGAAACCUCUGCAAUUUGUUUUCAGGGAAAACCAGCGUUCUAUGAAAUGAGAAGACUUUUCUAAUGUAAAUCCUAAUGCUUUCCCUCACAAGACACAGAUUUGGUUUAAAGUGCAACUUCACUCCCCACUUUGUGGAAUUUAGACAAUUUUGUAUAGUUUAAGAUGAAUUACUUACCUAAUACUAUUGUCUAACUUUGCAUAUUAGGAAACUAAGACUCAAGACCAAAAUAAAGUUUUCCAUCAGCCAGAAGUUCCAUGGGACAGCCUUAGUGUGCAGCUGUGUGUGAGCACCGCCCCCGACCCGGGAGUUUUAAAGGAGAGUUACCAGUUAAGAAACAGCACACAAAGCUUUAUCUUCUUGCUCAGUCGUGUAGUCUCUAAAAUUGAGAGAGAGAUUUUGUAAGGAUUAAAAGAUGGACUAUACAUGAAUAUCUUUGUAAAAUUGAAAAGCACUUUGGAAAUCUAAUAGUUGAUCUAUUUUCACACAUUGAGAAGUAAUUGAGAUCAUGAGUCCAAUGUCUACGUAAGUCCAGUUGAUUCAGUAAGUGCCUUCUCUUUUUAUAUACAGUUCAUAUUAAAAUAUACAAAAAUAUGGUAGCUAUUAUUGUUAAUAGACCAUCCUUGUAAAAUGCUCUAAAAUUUCUAACUUAAAGAGCACCAUUCUGAUAAAAUGUGCCAUUAUUAUAUAAGGCGUUCCACCAGCAGAGGUUUCUAAUUAUUCUUUCCAUGCAUAAAAAAUGCAGCUAGAAAAGCUGAUAAAUGGCCAGCAGCUACUUCCCUGCUGAUUACACAAAAUUUCAUUAUAGUAGAACAUUUAACAAUUUAAUUCCGAGCUCCCAUAGGAAUAGUCUGUAAAAUGUUUUUGCUUAGGUCUCUCUUUAAACAGUGAAUUCUCAGUUUAAAUACAAUGUACAUCAAGCCUUUGCCAAAAGCAGAAUUAAAUAAUUUAGUUACCAGAGAUGAGCCUGAAGAUGAUGGAUAAUGACAGAAAACUAAACACAACCAAGACAUGGUCCAGUGUUCUCUUAUUAUUAUUAGAAAGACAAUAAUUAUUAAGAUGAAAAUAGGCAGUUUUGAAGCAAAAGCUACUCUCCUGAUCACUAAGGCAUAUAUCAUUUAAUUUCCUAUACAUACUAUAAACAUUUUUAAGGUGUCUUUAUGUAUUUUAUUUACGCCUUUCUUUUACAAAGUGCUUCAGAUAGUUGUAGUAAUGGCUUCCUUACUUUAUAUUUUAUAUUUUUAUAAUUUGUAUUUAUAUAUUCUGUGUUCCUUCUCCUACCCCUGCGUCAUUUCUUGAUGCUCCUGAUUGCAUGAACGAAACAAGGUUCCCCUGAGGCACUAAUGUGUCUUCUGCCUGCUGCACUGAGCAGGCGUGUUCUCCCAUUGUUUGUUGUUGUUGUUGUUGGGUUUUUUGUUUGUUUGUUUUUGUUUUGGGGUACAGGAUUGAACUCCAGACCUUGUGCUUGCCAGGCGGGUGCUGUGCCUGCUGAGCUAAAUCCCCAGCCCCUCCCACUGUUAACUGGAAGAGCAAGCUCCAGCCCCACUGCUCUGAAAAGUCCACAGGCAGCGCAGGGGGCCGAGGCCUAAGGAGGCUGUCUAAGUCUGAUAAUGCGAGGAAAGCCUUGGAAGGACUGACUGGCACAUCAAAUGGCGUUUAUUCCCACCUUCCAACCAUCUCGGGGAUCUUCUUCUUGUGCCUUCCUCAUGUGACUUCUAUGAACACCAUUUUGGACACUGCUUCCAUUGGCUAAAUGCUGACCAUCUUAUUCCCUUCUUUUCCAAGGAUCCUGAAGGAUGAUCAGUUAUUUCAGUUACACCCGGAAGUACUCCCAUCUCUCAUUCCUGCUGAGAUGCUCUGGCACACUGCUGACCUCACCUUUUGUUCACACUAGGCCCUCUGCUUCUCUUUCCUCUGCAGGCACAACACGCACCACACAAGUUCCUGCCCACGCACAUGGACAGCAUUUGGGGUAGGGAAAAAGAAAGGUUUGCAGCCAGAUCAACCAGUGGUUGGGUCCUGUGCUCAUCAGCUGCAUCACCUGUAAAAGUGUGCUCACUUCUCACACCUCUGCACCCUACUCUGAGAACAGAGACACCCCACACACUAGGACUUGUGGAUGAAAGAGAGCCUCCAACCCAGCACUCACACUGCUGUCCCUGUGGAAGGCCCUGUAACACAGGCUGCUCCAGGCCUAGUGCUCCUGGAAUGUACUCUGCCUUGCCUUUUUUCAAACGUUCACUUUUUUGUUGUUGUUAAAUUAGCAUCUUCCUGUUGGGCAAGACUACUUAAGACUUAGGAAAAGAGGUUGACGAGAUGACAACAGUGGGGAAGUUUCAUCCUGUUUAAUAACCGUACAAAGGCCUUACAAUAACUUCUGCCUGUACCACCUCCCCUCCCUUCCAUUUCUUACAUCCACUUGUACGCUUUGAAGGCCAAACUCAGAGUCUUUUAACUGUAUUAACAUUUUAUUUGAUUAUCACAGCUGCUGGUAACUUCUCUCACUUUCCAUGGACUUUUAAAAUGUUAUUAUUUAUUUAUGUUUGUUUUCUUCACGUCUCUCGUUUAGCAUAGAUAUGUCUCACUGUUCUCAUUUGUUUAAUUGACCCAAAGAGCUGUCCUCUACCAAUGUUUUGCAACCCAAGAAUUAGAAAAAUAUAUUUAAAUUGUUAACUCAGACCUAGAGAGAAAAACAUUAGCUAUAAUCCUACAGAUGUGCAGCAUCCUCUAUUUUACCAUCACUGAAUACUGUAAAAUGAAAUAAUUUCACAAUGAUUUUCUUCUUCAGUCGUUGUUGUCUCCCAACUUGGUGCCAAAAUUCAACAAAUGAAAAACAGGAUUAUUUUCCUUGAAUGCGCUCCUGUUUUCAUUGGUUGUUAGCAAUUCCAAGGCCUGGAGACUUGGGCAAGAUUCCAGCCAGGACAUUAUGGGGAAACUUGCCAUGUCCCCACUCAGUUUGAGUCCUCUUUCUUACAGUUUGGAAGUUUCAGAUGAAGCUGUGUUCACGGUUCCCAUACUCUCUGUUUAAACUGAGACCAGCCUCCAAGAUAAGAACUUUUUUGAAAUUUUAGAAAUUUAGUAUAAGAAAGCCACUCACUGAUUUCAUUCCAGUCAAAUUUCCCACAGGAUUCACAGAGAGUUAUAGAUCACAUCUUAUGUCAUUUGGUGAAAAUGCAAAUAAUCUAUGUUUUUAAAAAGAUAAAUUUUCCUAUUUUGACAACUGGGUCUUGGAUUAAAAUCUCACACUUUAUCACAGGUUAUUGCUUUAUUUUUUUCAAAACUUUUGGUGAAUUGCCUUUAUGAAAUACAUAAUAUUUCAUAAUGUAAUACAUAAUAUUACAUACAUAAUACAUAAUAUUACAUGAUGUAACAAACUUACAUGUUUGUAAUUUUUAAUUUCUUAAUUGCCAAAAAGAGAGAGUGUCCUUUGCUUAAGGAGAAGAGUUAGUUGGCACAAAAUGUAUAUCUGUUUGUAAAAUGUAUAUAUGCUUUAAGUUGAACUGUGAUUCAGGUAUCUAGAAGAUGAGUACUGUGGUAUUACUAUGCUUGCUUCCAUUUGCAAUUUGCAAUUUUGCAAGCAAAACUGACUUGCUGCUUUCACAAUAUCGUUGACUUUGGACAAGAAAACGCAUAUGUAUGUCCUAAGGGAGAAAAGUGGGAAGCAUGUCUUUCUUUUAACAUCCAUCUAUGUUUUAGCAUAAAUCUGUGAUUUUAUUGUAAUUAUUCUUUUAAAGAAAGACAAAACGUGAAUGAUUUCCCUUGUAACAAAGCAUCCUGAUUUAAUUGUGUGUAGUAGUUUAUUCUGGUUUCUGACGUCAGUUGUGUUCUUCCUGACAAGCCCCUGUUUCUUGAUUCCCUCGCUCCUGCUACGUCUUGUAGCUUGACAAGAAGACAUGAAAAGACUGAUGAAAACCUGCCUCAUGCCUCCAGCGCUCGGCAUCUUACCUCAGCACUUACUCAAUACUUAUUUAUUGAAUAGUAACCUAAUUUUCCCUCUAAUGCAAGAGUUGGUAUGAGGCAAAAAGCAGUGGACUCGAGUUGUGACACACAGUGACAGCAUGGGGCUAGGGAACGGGACCUCAGAUGCCAGCAGGACAAAAGGUGCAGGGAGGAGAAGGAUGGAAGCUGCUCCACCACAGCAGUCGGGGAGCCGCGGGACUCCCACGGGUGUUAGAUGCGUGAGGGUGGAACUUCUCUCUUCUUUUCUUCUUCUUUGAUGUCAUACACCUUGCACAACACUUGAUGUGGAGACAUUGAAAAAUGCCAUUAAUAAACACUGUUGAUACAAACAGAAAUAGCAUAUUCUGAAUACAAAAUGGAAUUAAUUGAUACCUUUUCACCUCUGAAAUACUUUUAGGUUUUACCAGCGUGAUUCUGAAGUUGAUGCUCUCAUUUGACAGAAAACAUGUUCAUAUCAAACAGUAAUGCUAUAUGCAUAAUCACUACUGAAAGUAAUAUUCCCUGUUUAUUUUUAAUAUUCAGUUGUGUGGCAGUGACUUGGUGUUUAGUAAAAUACAAGGUGAUGCAGAUACAAUAACUUUUAAAACUUCUGUUUUGGUAGAAAGACAGGAUUUCUAAUCAGUGCUCCACCUUUUAAUGUCAUUGAAUUGAUGCUUAUGUAUUCAGGGAAAAAAGAGAAGAGGAAAAGAUACAGAUUUCUUGAGAGAAUGAAAGUUAACAGUGAUUAAGUGCAGUACAUAAAAUUAUCAUUUUUUUUUUUUUUGUCUUUUUCAUUUUUAUUGGUACCGGGGAUCGAACUCACGACCGCCUGCUUGCAAGGCAGGUGCUUAUGCCGCUGAGCUAAACCCCCAGCCCCCUAAAAUUAUCAUUUAUGAUUAAUUCAGUUCAAUUAAUUCCGUCUAUCUAUCCCUUACUUGAUUUAUUCAAUCAACUAGCAUUUGUUUUAAAACCUAUUUUGUGUCAGGCUCUGCGCAACACCCUGAGAGUACAGGGAUCAAAGACUCCAUCAAAGAAUUCAGUCUGUGUUAAAGACAGAUGUAUUUGCAGCACCUAGGGGCAGCAGAGCUUCCCGCUAGCAAAUUACAGGGGGCUGGCAACCUAAGGGGCCGGCUUCAGCAGCGGGCCUCACAGGGACCAAAACAGUGUCUGGACACUGGAGGAGUUCUCUGCCUUCAGCGGGCUUACAGUUUUUAUUUCUCCUAGCUUUAACACAUACGCUUUUUGACAGUUAAUUGUGAAGAUGCUUAUAGCUCUGAGAAACCUCGGUGAAAUUUCUGGAGAGAAAGACGGGAUAUAACCUCAGGCCUGAUUCGAGUAUUGUCAUUCCCUACUGCAAAGAAUUUCAGCACUAUCAUGAUUUUUACUUAAAGCCACAUUCACAGGUCUUCUCCAGGAAGAAAAUCCAGCUAGUGAAGGCUAAUUUUGGUGACAUGACAUGUUCGUAAUAUUUCUAUGUUAUCUAUGAAAUGCUGUAAACCUGUUUGUCCCAAGAAAACUCUUGCAUUCCUGUCUUAAUUAAAUCUUUCAAACCAAGCAGUUUUCUGCAGGCUAUAAUCCAUUCAUUCAGGUGUAAAAGGCUGGAACCUAUUUACAUAUUCACCACCCUGAUAGCUGUGUCUGGAAUAAAAUAAAUUUAGUUCUGAGUUGUCUGGCUUCUGCAGAUAUUGCAAUUACUAUUGUGUAUUCAAGAUUUCUCCUGAAGGAUUCAUUAUUUAGGUCAGUUAUGAAAAAUACUAGAAAUAUGAAAAUAGAUUGUAAGCUCUUGGGGGCAAAGACCACAUUCUGAUUUUAGUUUUCUUUAUUGCUCUGAAAGUGCUGUGUGUGCCUAACACUCCUUAUAAAUAUGUAAAUAAAAAUAACAUGAUUAGCCAAACUAGAAUAAAAGAAAGAGAUUCUUUCUUGUAAAAGGAACUUUAUGUGCUAAAAUAACUGGACUUUAGUAAAUGCAGCCACUGGGGAAAGAAUGUUCUGGACUACAUAGCUGUAGGUUUAUUUUCUUAGGCUCAUCACAAUGGCAAUAAUAUUUGUUUGAAGUUAUAGCAAUGAACUAAGAUAAAAAGGCUAUACAUACACACCAGUAAUUCAGUACCUGGCAAGAAGAGUGAUUAGAGGGGCUAGGGAUUUAGCUCAGCAGCAUAAGAGCCUGCCUUGCAAGCAGGCAGUCGUGAGUUUGAUCCCAGUUACUGAUAAAAAGGAAAAAGUCAGAAAAAAAAAAAAAAAAAAAAAAAGAAGAGUGAUUAGAGAACCAAGUUACCUUAUCAGUCACUAGUGGUUGGGGAAUGGCAGAAUGCUGAGGAAAGAAAAGAGGCCAAGAAGUAGAAUUCCAAGAAGGAUAAAACAGACAAAUGACUCAGCUUAUAUUUGAGGGGUCCUCUGAGGGACACCUGCACUCAGAGGAAAUGUGAUGUGAGAGAGUUCUGAGAAUUACUUUAAAAUGUAAUAUAUAUAGGUAUAUGUAUAUAAAGCAAAGCAUAGCGAUAGCUAUACUGAGGAGUCCACCAUCUGUAAAGCAUAGUCUGGUUUUAUGUUCUGAAAUGCAAAAAGCAAUUACCUGCUGGAUAGAACGAGGGCAGAUGAGCAAGGACGAGAUUACAGGGCAGCAGAAGCCUGUGGGCAGUCAGGAAGGCCGAGACACAGAAUGAGUUCCAAUUAGAGCGGGUCACCGAGGAGGAAAACAAGCCUUUCAUAACACAUCGGAAACAAGAGCAAGGUGAAAAGAGGCACAGGUGACUCUGUUAAUAAGAGGGGAAAUGGCUCAAGAUGGAGAAACUGUAGGAUUUAUGUUUAUUUUUAGAUUAUGGGAAAGGGAAACGCAUCACGAAUACGGGACCGACUGCAGCCCCCAAUCUGAGGCUCUGAAAUAGUUAUUAAAGGAAAGAUCAAGCAAUUAAAACUUCACUCAUCACAGACACAUUUAGUAAGAGAUUUCCUGCAGGGAUCAAUGGAAUGGAUAGGAAUCUGCCUUCUGAAGACUCUUGUUUUGUGUGAUUCUUACAGAUAGGGAGCCACCAGGGGUCGGAUGAAGUUUCACAAAUUAGUCCUCAGAGACUUCUCUGCAAUACCUGUCCUUUUAUAUAAAAGUGCUGGAAAUGAAAUUAUUAUAACUAAUUUUAAAUAUAAGACAUGUUGGAGGUAAUAUCAUUUAAACAUAUUUUAAUACUUAAAUAUUGGACCAUUUCUUCCCAAGUCAAGCAACCAUGCUUUGAUUCAUAACUAAUACAGGUGUGUCAAUAGAAAAUUAAAUAACUUCAGUUUAGAAAACCAUUUCACUAAAAGCUAAAGAUUAACUUUGUCAUUGCUUACAUUUACUUUAUAUAUCAUUUUUCAAGUAGUGCAAUACAAGGAUAAGGUUAAUGAUAUGCUAUUCUACCUAGAAAUACCAAAGCAUCUGAACAUGAUAUAUUGGGUAGAUGGCCCCAGAAAUUAACUCAUUUCAGUGGCAUUUAUCAUGCAUUUCAUAAGGACAUCUAACCAUUUUACUGAUCAGGUGAAGUAGUGCGAUAACAAUAUGAAAUGACAUUUUUUUCCAAAUACACUUAGGGGCUAGAGAUUUAGCUCAGUGACAUAAGCACCUUCCUGGCAAGUGUGAGGUCAUGAGUUGGAUCCCCAAUACAAAAAAAAAAAAAGCACUUUUAAAUCAGAUUUUUGUGUCUACCUUUAAUGGUGUCUUAACUGCAAGAGUUUAAAGAAUACGGUGCUAGUAGUGAGGACUAGAACCACUUGGUUGUACUACCUGCUCAUUGUGUGUCCUCAGGAAAAGCAUGUAACCAUUUGUACAUCAUUCUGUCUAUAAAAUGGAAAGUGAAAAUGUACCAACUUCAAAUGAUUGUUAUGCAGAUUAAUUAAAACUACCUGGUACAAGUGAAACACUCAGUAAGUGUUAGCAUUAUUGUACCAGUCAAAUUUAUGUUUCUUUUAGUCAUGCUUAAUUAUCACUCAAUUCAGUCUUUUCUUAAACCCUCAUCCCCUCUCCUUUCUGUAGUUUAGUUCUGAUGCUAAGUUGAGGGGAUGCUGUAAAGAAAUAGGCAAGUUUCUUUUCAAGCCAUUUGAACUUGUAACUCAUGUUGAGGCAGGCAUUCAGCUUAUGGUAGAAAAGGCAAGCAUCCCAAGAGGAGGCCAGAUUUGAGUUCCUCCACAUAGAUGGAAUGGAGACCUUAAGUAAUGGGAGAAAUGAAGUCUCUGUGGCCCUCCCCUGGCCAUAUAUGAAAUCCAUGUAUGUCCUAAGAGGGGUUGGCAUAGGAAGAUAGCAAAGCAUAGCUCCCUAAUGUAAACUCUGACUCUUUGAUAUUUCCCUUAUCUCUUGCUAACCAAGCAACCCCAUAACGAGUCUGCUCUAUUAGCAGCCAGUGACACUGGAGAGACACUGACAAGACAGCCAGGAUUCUAUUUCCUGGAACUUUUUCAGUUCUCAUGUUCUGCCCUGAAAAGUGUUAAGAAUGCAGAGAAUGCUCUAUACUAUCCUCAGCCUUCUGAUUAUCAGGAAUAGUGAUGGCCAGUAUGUACGCAUACUAUGCCCCAGCCUCUCAAUACGCUCUGGCCGUGGUUGGCCACACACAUUUCAGUGUGUACAGCACCAGACAAGCAAUGUAUCUUUGCGUUCAGCUUUGGUGCUUGUUAUCAGUUCUGGACAACGUGAAAUGCUUCUCAUGACCUUGUUGCAAAUAUACAACAGUUUAAACCCAAGGCUUCUCGUUGUAGACUUAUCUUCAGAGUCUUUAGACUUUUAUCUCUGAGUUCUAACAGACUUUUUAUCAUUAAGAACGUCAAGUAAGAGCAUGAGGAGCUGAGUCUUAAAUAUCUGAUUUAUUUCCUUUUGCUAUCUGCCUUUCAACCUCAUAUAUGAAAUUCAUUUUUAAUUAUUGACAUCUUGGGAACCCCUAUUGAUGCAAUUUCAAAGAUUACAGUCCAUUAAAGUUUUCCCAAACCUAUACACGCGAUUUAGCUAUAUAAAAUAUGCAGUAAUAGGUAUUUUAGAAACAUACGUAUUUACUCAUUGUGUUCACAGGCCAAAAAACCAAAGCCAAGAAGAGUGCAGUCACUGGUUCCACAUUACCAUACUGGCCACAGAUCUCCUCUUCUGUUGGAGCUCUCAGUGAAUGCUGUGAUUGGCUCCUCCUGUACCACAAAUUCAGUGAGAGAUGGAAUAGCAAUGCAUUCAAGAUCAAGAUCAUUACAUAAUGGCAGAAAUAUAAUCUUGUCUUAGUCACUUUGUUCAUGGCUGAGACACAAUCCCCAAAACCCGGAGAAGGGAGUAUAUGUUAUAGACCAUAGUAAACUGGCUCCAAGACAGAAGCUGCAAGGCAAAGGGCAGAGUGGAGGAAAGCAGCUCAGUUCUUAGCAGCCAGGAAGCAGAGAGAGCAAAGCGGAAAGUCAGAGAGGAAGACAUGACCAUCCCUCAAGUCCCCAGGGGCCAGUGUCUAACAGGGCCCUUUUCCUAACAGCACAGGCUGUUGCUGAAUUCAUUAGCAGCAUUCAUGGAUGAAAUAGACCCUGUGAGCCAACCACCUUCCUAAAGCUGUGCGCCUGUGAGUUUUAAUUGACAUUUGAGACCUAAACCACAACAAGUGUCAUUUGUGGGUAGCUCAAAAAAUCAGAUGCAAGCUGCUCAUAAAAGUUCAUCUUUGAUCUUUGAUAUGUUAGAUGUUGACUGCUUUUCAGUGGUGCCUGUCCCCCAGGCUGUAACCCUUGAAACGAGAUGUCUUAUCAGUACUUGCUUACUUUAUCCCAAGAUUCAUGUGAAGAAAGCAAGUUCUCACACUGCCUUAUGUUUAAUAGCCUAACAAUGUUGUUGGUUCUUACAUGUUCUAACUAAGGAGAAAGUACUCAUGAAGGGAACUUGUUCAAUGCAGACUGAAAACUGCUUCAACUUUCAUAUCACAACUUCCAAUACUCAGUAAUCAAAUGGAAAAAAAUUAGAAAGUCUCCUUAAUAAAAUACUGCCAUUUCUCUGGGUGUACUUCCCUGUUAUUAGCUCAUUACAUCAACUUUACUUUUGAUUUUGUGUGUUAGUAACUUCUCAGCGUAAGUCUGCUAUGAGAAAAUUGGUAAAUAACACUUCAACUGUGGAGGACUGAUGUCAUUAAAGGUCAUAUUACAUAUAUAUUUUUUCUUGUUCUCUAUUGAUAAUCUGACCUUGCCAUCUUAAGAAUGACUCUGAGAUGACACUGAUGGAAUUUACUGUGGAUGAAAGUCAGAUCUAACACAAUUGCAACAUCCAGAGGCAGAGAAGCGUUAAGCCAUGUCAGAUAACCCCAGAUAAGGAAUUGUCAUUCUCAGAUUCUCUAGGUCAGAAAACUAUUCUGUUUUCCUGGGCCUCAGCCCAAAAUGUAAUUCAAGAGUUCUUUUCCAUACCUGUUAUUUAUGCUGGAUCUCAGUCUAACUUGGUAACAUCCAGCCUCCCAAAUAUAAUUCAUAGUGUUUUAAUAAUAUCAUUUAUUAUAGAAAAGAUAGAAAUACAUGUUAAGAAUCAUGCAUGUGUAAAACCUAUUAACAGAACUGUUGACACAGGAUGAAAUGAACAAAUACUUUGAAGAAAAAGAGACACUGCAGAACCCAGUGUUUAUCCCAGAGUAUCAUCCCAGCAAUACUGUUAUUCUUUGUUCAGAGUGAUUUUAGUCUGCUUGGGUUUGUUUAAUCUCAACAUAAAUGAAGAUAUGGAUAACCGCAUGUAUAUUUAAGUGUAUAGGAUUGAUAACCAUAUUACCAAGGUUUUGUUGAAUAUUUGAACAGAACUGUGCAGUCUCGCUGUUUGAAUUCCCACUUUAUAUGUUCCACUUUUGUAUCUUGAAUAUGUAAACAUCAACUAGUGAUUUCUUUUACUGUUUAUUUUUUUGUUUGAAAGUAUGUAUUAUUUCUACCCAUUUUCUGUUUUGUUUAGUCUCUCAUUAAAUAAAACUUUAAAAAUAACAUUUA
This is a messenger RNA of Cavia porcellus (domestic guinea pig), 18525 nucleotides long. RefSeq lists its product as uncharacterized. The transcript is spliced from 8 exons. The record is from RefSeq and is a predicted model, not a curated record. Lineage: Eukaryota; Metazoa; Chordata; Mammalia; Rodentia; Caviidae. The coding region runs from base 1 to 1257 and encodes 418 amino acids.